Molecule: messenger RNA, 234 nt
Organism: Parnassius apollo (apollo)
Lineage: Eukaryota; Metazoa; Arthropoda; Insecta; Lepidoptera; Papilionidae
Source: the annotation of a GenBank genome assembly
AUGUACAGAGAUGCGAGGUCAAUGGUUCGGACGGUGGUGGGUGAGACCAAGUCGAUAGCGGUCACAGAAAGAGUGCACCAAGGUUCUGUAUUGAGCCCUUUUCUGUUUUGUUUGGUUCUGGACUCACUCACUGAAGCGGCACAGAAUUCAGCAACGUGGACAUUUAUAUACGCUGACGACGUAGCCAUCUGCACAGACAGCCGCGUUCACUUGCAAGAGGCACUCGUGUCGUAG